Messenger RNA from Pocillopora verrucosa, 1205 nucleotides. Its product is annotated as polycomb group RING finger protein 1. Gene Ontology annotation, cellular component: PRC1 complex. Gene Ontology annotation, biological process: negative regulation of transcription by RNA polymerase II. The record is from RefSeq and is a predicted model, not a curated record. Gene Ontology annotation, molecular function: promoter-specific chromatin binding. Lineage: Eukaryota; Metazoa; Cnidaria; Anthozoa; Scleractinia; Pocilloporidae.
GGAAUGAUAUCAAUUUAAGAUGGCGGAAGAGUUGUAAAGUGGGAUGUUUGGGAAUUGAUAAGGGCAAUGGACUCCAAGGAGGUCAUCAUAAGAAUCUGUGAUCUGAACCCUCACGUGGUGUGUAGUCUUUGUGCAGGAUACUUUGUUGAUGCUACAACUAUUACUGAAUGUCUCCACACAUUUUGCAAGAGCUGUAUAGUGAAAUAUUUCCAAACCAGCAAGAAAUGUCCCAUGUGCAACUUGCAGAUACAUGAAACCCAACCUCUCUUCAAUCUCAGAUUAGACAGAACAAUGCAGGACAUUGUGGCUAAAGUUGUUCCCGGCAUUCUUGAAGCUGAGGAGAAAAGAAGGCGGGAAUUUUAUGCAUCAAGAGGAAUGGCUGUGGAAAAACCUGCUCAGGGUAAUGGAGAUGAAAAUGAGAAUGAAAAGCCAACCAGGGAAACUGCAGUUAAAAGAGACUACUCUGAGACUAAAAACUUGUAUAGAGAUGAUGAGCAAGUUUCCCUCUGUGUUGAAAGAUAUGAAGACAGCCUAGAAGAAAAUGAAGAAGAAACAGAUAAUAAUGGACCAGCCACAACUGUGGGAACACUGAGUAAGAAAUACAUACGAUGUUCAGCUCGCAUGAUGGUGGUUCAACUUCAGAAGCUCUUACGAAUGAAGCUCAACAUUCCCAAUGAAAAAGAGGUGGAAAUUGUGUGUAAUGAACAUGUGAUUCAUCCAUUCAGAACCAUGAAGUUCAUUUGGAUAAGUGAGUGGUUAGGCAAGCCACCACCUAUGGUGUUACAUUACCGUGUUCAUGAUAUCUCCUAAGAACUGUCGUACUUUAAACAAUUGUGCACAAGAUGGCACAUGUGCUGAAUGGAUGAUGCCUCAAUUACGCCAGAGAAGACAACGAAGAUGUCAACUUUGUAAGAUACGGAAAGCCAGUGCAUAAAAAAUAAUCAUAGUAAUGACUGGGUUGUUCGCUUACCACGUUUAAUCUUCAGUCGUUGUUACCAGUAGGACUGAAGUUGACUGAGAAUGGAAUUUGCCUAGUGUUCAUCCAAUGGCUUUAGAAAAUUCAUGAUACAGUCGAUUAUACUACAAACAACAUGAGUGGAUCAAAAAUUGUGAGGUCAACAAGUCGUCACCAGUACGAGUCAUGAACUGCACAGCCCUUUUGUUGGUAAAUGAUUCUCGAAAAUCGACUCUCUGACUGAUGAAAA